Phoenix dactylifera (date palm) is the source of this 2511-nucleotide messenger RNA. RefSeq names its product scarecrow-like protein 21. The record is from RefSeq and is a predicted model, not a curated record. NCBI's taxonomy places the organism in Eukaryota, Viridiplantae, Streptophyta, Magnoliopsida, Arecales, Arecaceae.
CAAGAGGGAAGAGGACGGAAAGAAAGGGCAGGCAGAGGAAAAAUAGAUAUAAGAUGGGCACAAAGGAAGGCUAUUUUAUUCGAGGGGUUCGGCGGAUGGGAUGGCAGGGAGAAAGCUGCCGCGAGAGAUGAGCAGCAGCAGGAGCUCUUAGAUUCGGUGGUUCGAAUCAUCGAUCGCUCUUUGGUCCGUGAUCUUUGCUAAGCCAUGGCGUCUGGGUUCCCGGGGCGCGAUCUCCGCCGAGGCUUUGGGUUCGGGGCCGGAUCCGCGAUCCAGGUGCCUCCGUUCGCGAACCGAUCGGAGCGCGGCGGCGGCGGAGGAGGAGCAGCCGCGGCGGCGGCCGGAGGCCUCUUGAAGCGGUCGCUCAACGAGAUGGAUAGGCAGCAGCAAUUGCAGCUCCAGCACGCUCUUUUCCUCCGAUCGGUGAAGCCGAGGACCCAUCACGCCUCUCCCUUCUCCCCUCUCUCUUCGGUCGGUAUCUCGUCCUCGGCGGCGUCUUCUUUUUCCUCGGAUCAUUCCGCUUUCACCACCUCUUCUUCUUCCUCCCUGUCCGCCUCUUCUCUUUCUUCCGGUUUGGGCUACGCAAGAAGGCAGCACCCGAACCCGAACCCGAACCCGAGCCCGCCGGAUCUCUCCUUCUCGACGGCGGCGACGGGGCCAGCUGCGGCGCCGUCUUGUGUGACCGAGUCGGAGAACAAGGUCACGGUGCGGAACCGGCUGCUCGAGGAGCUGGAGAGGCGACUUCUGGACGACGAGGACGAGGACGAGGACGUGGUCAGCGCCUCGGGCUGCUCGGCGGUGACCACCAACGAGUGGAGCGAGGCGAUGCAGCAACUCCUCUCGCCGCCGCCGGCGACGGUGGCGGCACAGCACCCGCUCUCCCCUUCGCCCACCACGUCCUCAUCCUCCAGCACGUCGUCCUCCGCUUCCUGCUCUCCUCCCUCCGCCACGCCCUCGCGGCAGAUGCUCUCCGACACCGUGGCGGCGAUCGUGGACGGGAAUCUGGAGGCGGCCGCCGCGAAUCUCGCGGUCUUGAAGCGGGCCGCGAACCCCCACGGCGAUCCCGAGCAGCGGCUCACGGCGAUGAUGGUGGCCGCUCUGUGCUCGCGGCUCGAGACGCCGACACCGUCGUCCGGAGCGCUUCAUCGUCCCACCGCCGAGCUCUGCAGCACCGAGCACCUGGCAGCUACCCAGAUGCUCCACGAUCUCUCCCCCUGCUUCCAGCACGCCCUCUUCGCUGCCAAUCUCGCCAUCCUCGAGGCCACCAGGGAUUCCCCCAGGAUCCACAUCCUCGACUUUGACGUCGGUCAGGGAAGCCAGUACAUGGCCCUCAUCCAGGCCCUCGCGGAGCGCCAUCGUCAUCGCCCCUCCGCCCGGCCUCCCAACGUCAAGAUCACCGCCGUCGCCGACCCGACCUCCCCGUUCAAUUCCUUCAGCAACGGCAGCGGCGGGCUGAGGAUGGUCGGUGACCGGCUGGCGAAGCUGGCGGAGGGGUUCGGAGUGGGGCUCCGGUUCAGCAUCGUGUGCCGUCGGGCGUCGGAGCUGGACGAGGCGGCGCUGGGGUGCGAGCCCGGGGAGGCCCUGGCGGUGAACCUGGCGUUCGUGCUUUCGCGGGUGGCGGACGAGAGCGUCUCGCCGGCGAAUCCUCGCGACGAGCUCCUCCGGCGGGUGAGGGCCCUGGGGCCGCGGGUGGUGGCGCUGGUGGAGCAGGAGAUGAACAGCAACACGGCGCCCUUCGCGGCGCGGUUCGCGGAGGCGUGCGGGCACUACGGAGCGCUGCUGGGGUCGCUGGAAGCUACGCUGGGGCGGGAAAGCGGGAAGCGUUCGCUGGUGGAGGCCUGCCUCGCUCGGAAGGCGGCCAACUCGGUGGCCCGGGAGGGCGCGGACCGGGUUGAGCGCUGCGAGGUCUUCGGCAAAUGGCGGGCGCGCAUGGGGAUGGCCGGUUUCCGGUCCGUCCCGCUCGGCCCGGCCGUGUCUGAGCCGGUCAAGGCCCGGCUCGCAUCACCCGGGUCCAACCCGGGUUUCACGGUCAAGGAGGAGGCCGGCGGUAUCUGCUUCGGCUGGUCGGGCCGGGUCCUCACCGUCGCUUCCGCAUGGCGUUAGGCCGAGGCUAUCAUCAUCGCAUGAUUAAUCAUCUUUACUAUUAUUAUUAUUAUUAUAACUAUUAUUACCGUUGUUGCUCUUGUCGCCGGUUUCUCUUUUUUUCUCUUUCUUUCCUUAUAAUUUUGCUCAUCAGUGAUAAUAAUAGUAUUUAUUGAUAACAUUAAUAAUGUAGAUACUAUUAUUUAUCAUUGAUAUUUACGCAUCUAUUCUAUUUCUAAGGGCCCCUCGAUUGGAGUCAUUAUUGUAAUUAUUAUUGUAAGGGCGUUGCUUUGCUCGGGGGGUUCUCAUUGAUGAUGUUGUGGUGUGUUAGAAGCCAGGAGAGAAUCCGCGUGUGUUGGGCGUGUGGUCUCAUCUGGUUUUCAACAUGGUAUAUCAAGCAUUUGUUGACAGCUGGGGGCUGAUAUUCUUAUU